Messenger RNA from Paramecium tetraurelia, 1269 nucleotides. RefSeq lists its product as uncharacterized. Gene Ontology annotation, biological process: subtelomeric heterochromatin formation. The record is from RefSeq and is a predicted model, not a curated record. NCBI's taxonomy places the organism in Eukaryota, Ciliophora, Oligohymenophorea, Peniculida, Parameciidae. The transcript is spliced from 4 exons. Gene Ontology annotation, cellular component: nucleus. Gene Ontology annotation, molecular function: histone H4 acetyltransferase activity.
AAUUAAAUAAUAUAUUGGAUGGCAAACCUAUUUGACGAAGAGUAAGGCUAAUACUUAAGAAUGAAUGCUCUCAAAUACCUUGAGAAACCACCAGAAGUCUAAAGAGAAGAUGAUCCAUUUAUUACUAAUGGCUCUUUAGCAAUCACAUAUAUUCUAGUGGGAACAGUGGAGUAAUAUAAGGCAGAUCAAGGGCUCAAAUUUCAACCCAGUUAUGUUCAUCAGGUGUUUAGAUCAACAAAUGAAAUAUAUGGAUACAAAGAUCUUAAGAUUACCAUUCAUGUCACUGCACUUGGAUUGAAGCCUUUCAUUAAAAUAUCCUAUAGCGAGCAGACUGAAGAUGCAGAUGACUUAUAUGAGAGCUUUAAUAAAGUGUAUGAGGCGGGUUUCCUUUCUAGCGAAGAGCAGUUUCUUUAAGCCCUUGAAGAAGAAUAAAAACAGGAGCCUUUAGGAGACUUAAUUGAAGAAUAUGGAGAUUUCAGAAUAUACAAGUGUCAAAUGGCAACAACAAACGGGUUUGUCUAAUUCAAGCCUUUUUUAUAAGCAUUUCUUUUGGUUUUAAUUGAUGGAGUUCAAUAUCCAGGAGAUGAAAAUGAAUGGGUGUAUUUAUCAUUAUACGAAAAACGCCAAUUUGUCGGAUUGACUACAGUAUACAAGUUUAAUAUUGGAUGGAAUAAGCAGAGACAUCGCUUGAGUCAAAUGUUAUUCUUGCCAUAAUACCAGAGAAAAGGUCAUGGGAGUAAAAUGCUAAAGACUGUUUACAAAUUAGGUUUGGAGGAUGAGAAGUGUUUAUAAAUUACACUUGAAGAUCCUUCUGAAGAUUUUUAGGUGAUGAGAGAUAUAACUGACUCGAAAAUCUUGCAUGAACAUUUUAAAGAUAUACUCCCAAAUAAGAUUAUCAAUUCAAUAUAAGAAAUUGGAGAUAUGCCUAAAGAUAAGUUGUUUGAAAUUAUGAAGAAAACAAAACUUCAUGCUUAUUAAAUAAAACGUGCUUAUUCAAUUUAUUAGUACGCAUUUGUGAACAAAAAGUCUUCUAAAUUGAUGACAGAGUUUGCUAGGUAUUUGCUGAGAGAACAUUAAAAGCCUUAUAUCAGAAAGAAGAAUAUUUUAGUUCGAUUUGAGGAUGGCAGUUCAUUGGAUCCAAAAUAAAUGCACCUGCUUGAAUUGAAGGAAAAAGAAGAUAGGAAUAUCAAUGCUGAGGAAAGUUUAGAAGAGGAGCUCUGUUUGUUUGAACUGAUUGCUACAAAGUUAAGAAAGGACAAAGUUAUUUGA